This is a messenger RNA of Pediculus humanus corporis (human body louse), 1089 nucleotides long. RefSeq names its product collagen alpha-3 precursor, putative. The transcript has 3 exons. The record is from RefSeq and is a predicted model, not a curated record. NCBI's taxonomy places the organism in Eukaryota, Metazoa, Arthropoda, Insecta, Psocodea, Pediculidae. The coding region runs from base 1 to 1089 and encodes 362 amino acids.
AUGGGCGAAAAUGGGUGUCGAGGGGGCGAAAGUGGGUGUCGAGGGGGCGAAAGUGGGAGUUUAGUGGGCGAUAAGGAGAGUUUAAUGGGCGAAAGUGGGUGUCAAGGGGGCGAAAGUGGGAGUUUAGUGGGCGAAAGUGGGUGUCGAUGGGGCGAAAGUGGGUGUCGAGUGGGCGAUAGUGGGAGUUUAGUGGGCGAAAGUGGGUGUCGAGUGGGCGAAAGUGGGUGUCGAUGGGGCGAAAGUGGGAGUUUAGUGAGCGAAAGUGGGUGUCGAGUGGGCGAAAGUGGGUGUCGAUGGGGCGAAAGUGGGUGUCGAUGGGGCGAAAGUGGGUGUCGAGGGGGCGAAAGUGGGUGUCGAGUAGGCGAAAGUGGGUGUCGAUGGGGCGAAAGAGGGAGUUUAGUGGGCGAUAGUGGGAGUUUAGUGGGCGAAAGUGGGUGUCGAGUGGGCGAAAGUGGGUGUCGAUGGGGCGAAAGUGGGAGUUUAGUGGGCGAAAGUGGGUGUCGAGUGGGCGAAAGUGGGUGUCGAGUGGGCGAAAUGGGCGAAAGUGGGUGUCGAGUGGGCGAAAGUGGGUGUCGAGUGGGCGAAAGUGGGUGUCGAUGGGGCGAAAGUGGGUGUCGAUGGGGCGAAAGUGGGUGUCGAUGGGGCGAAAGUGGGAGUUUAGUGGGCGAAAGUGGGUGUCGAGUGGGCGAAUGUGGGAGUAUAGUGGGCGAAAGUGGGAGUUUAGUGAGGGAAAGUGGGUGUCGAGUGGGCGAAAGUGGGUGUCGAGUGGGCGAAAGUGGGUGUCGAGUGGGCGAAAGUGGGAGUAUAGUGGGCGAAAGUGGGUGUCGAUGGGGCGAAAGUGGGAGUUUAGUGAGCGAAAGUGGGUGUCGAGUGGGCGAAAGUGGGUGUCGAGUGGGCGAAAGUGGGAGUUUAGUGGGCGAAAGUGGGUGUCGAGUGGGCGAAAGUGGGUGUCGAUGGGGCGAUAGUGGGAGUAUAGUGGGCGAAAGUGGGUGUCGAGUGGGCGAAAGUGGGUGUCGAGUGGGCGAAUGUGGGAGUAUAGUGGGCGAAAGAAUCGAUUCGAGACCUGAAAUGAAUUCUGGAAAAUUCUGA